This is a messenger RNA of Olea europaea var. sylvestris, 484 nucleotides long. RefSeq names its product dynein light chain 1, cytoplasmic-like. Gene Ontology annotation, cellular component: dynein complex. The transcript is spliced from 2 exons. Bases 68 to 400 code for a protein of 110 amino acids. Gene Ontology annotation, biological process: microtubule-based process. The record is from RefSeq and is a predicted model, not a curated record. Gene Ontology annotation, molecular function: dynein light intermediate chain binding; dynein intermediate chain binding. NCBI's taxonomy places the organism in Eukaryota, Viridiplantae, Streptophyta, Magnoliopsida, Lamiales, Oleaceae.
CCUAAACCGACGAGGCUAAGAAGAGAGAGAAGAUAAACUUGCUCUGCAUCCACUAAUUUACUCAAUCAUGCUGGAAGGAAAAGCAGUGAUUGGUGAAACGGAUAUGCUCGAAACCAUGCAACAAGAUGCACUUCAUAUAGCAGCGAAGGCACUCGAUUUCUUUGAUGUCAACGAGGCCACUGAAAUAGCCCGUUUUAUUAAAAAGGAAUUUGACAGUCAACAUGGAUCUGGAUGGCAAUGUAUAGUAGGAACUAAUUUCGGUUCAUUCGUGACUCAUUGCUAUGGCUGCUUUAUCUAUUUUUGCAUUGGCAGCCUUACAAUUUUGCUCUUCAAAGGAUUAAGUGGACAAGAACCCGAGGCAGAUGAAUUUCCAGCUUUAGAAUCAGAGACUAUAGCAUGAAGCAUUAAUUGCUAAAUUUUCUAGCUUCAUACUUACUGUAUAAUUGAAAGCAGUAACAAAGAAUUAUAAUUCAGAAGUUCAAGU